AAAAAAAAGAAAACUAGGGUUAUCUUCUGCUGCCCAAUCCUAUUCGGUCUUCUACGAGUUUUCAGUUACUGUCGGCUGUCGGGGUUUUCCGAAUCACUUCACAUCACUAAUAAAUGCAAUCGAAAUUGGGAGGAGGAAAUGAAGAGGAAGAAGUCAACCAUCACCACCACCAGGCUGAUCAUCAGCAGCAACAACCAAUGAUGAUGUAUCCUAUUCCUGACCCUUGGUGGAAAAACAACAACUCUUCUUUUGGUAAUGGUGGUGUCCCAAUUUGUAAUGGUUCUGAUCAGUCAAACGAUGCUCAUGAUUCAGCUUCGGAAGAAGACGAUGGCCCUUGGAAGGAGAAUUCACAAGCUGCAACUUCCUCCCCUCCAGUAGAAGGGAAUGAUCAAAUGGCUUCUAUGCAUGAUCAGCAGAUUGUACAACCACCAGAGCUUGUUGGUCACUACAUUGCAUGUGUCCCAAAUCCAUAUUAUGGAGGAAUGAUGGGAGCAUAUGGUCAUCUUCAACCAUUGGGGUUUCGUCCAUAUCUUGGAAUGCCUGGUGAUAGAACAGCUCUGCCACUUGACAUGACACAAGAACCUGUUUAUGUGAAUGCAAAACAGUACCAAGGAAUUCUAAGGCGAAGAAAAGCACGUGCCAAGGCUGAGCUAGAAAGGAAAGUGAUCAACAAAAAGCCAUAUCUUCAUGAGUCGAGACACAAGCAUGCAAUGAGAAGAGCAAGGGCUAGUGGAGGCCGGUUUGCGAAGAAAACUGAAGCAGAAGCUGCAGAGGAUGCAGCAGCAGCAGGGAGAGAAAGAGAAAGAAGUUCAGCAACCAACUCAUCAGGCUCUGAACAACCAGUUGAGACAGAUUCUUCAGGUGCGCCAUAAUCAGCCAAGUCUCUGAGAAAGAGAGAGACACGCUUUGGCUAUAUAUGUAGCCAUACUGGCAAAUCAUUCUUGGCUUUUGUGUUUGCUUAGUUGUUCUUGACAAGAGUUCCCAUAUUGUGUGGUUUGGAAGUUACCAUGUACAAAGAGAGCCCGAGUUAUCUUAGGUGCUGUUAGAUUUGGAGACGGGGGAAUGAAUAGAGGUCUUUUUUUUUUGUUCUUUUCUUCUUAUGGAAAUUUGAAAAAUGCGUUUGUUUAAUCUUUUGCUUUUCUGAGCAGAAAGUGUUACAGAGGUUGAACUUGUUUUGUUUUUUUUUUUCCUUUAUACUUGACCAAUAGAAAGAAAAUGCGCAAGAUAUCUGCGAAUGUGAAUCCUUAUCACAGUUAAGUAUAAAUGCAUAUGUUUGGAUCGCAGAUUAUCAUAAUUUCUGUU
Molecule: messenger RNA, 1302 nt
Organism: Eruca vesicaria subsp. sativa (arugula)
Lineage: Eukaryota; Viridiplantae; Streptophyta; Magnoliopsida; Brassicales; Brassicaceae
Source: the annotation of a GenBank genome assembly